Messenger RNA from Triplophysa dalaica, 5458 nucleotides. It is a transcript of the gene atp7b, whose product is annotated as ATPase copper transporting beta. The transcript has 21 exons. The record is from RefSeq and is a predicted model, not a curated record. Gene Ontology annotation, biological process: monoatomic cation transport; copper ion homeostasis. Gene Ontology annotation, cellular component: membrane; trans-Golgi network; perinuclear region of cytoplasm. NCBI's taxonomy places the organism in Eukaryota, Metazoa, Chordata, Actinopteri, Cypriniformes, Nemacheilidae. The coding region runs from base 157 to 4284 and encodes 1375 amino acids. Gene Ontology annotation, molecular function: ATP hydrolysis activity; ATP binding; P-type divalent copper transporter activity.
ACAGAGAUGACCGCAGGUGACAGACGAGCGCUGAGCGCAAACCUGCGCAGUUUUAAGAGCGCGCGCACAGUCACGAGCCACUUUAAUACCUUCGGUAUGAAACACACGAGCGACUGUAUUAAUAUGUAAGGAAAACUAUAAACUUAAGUCGGUACAAUGAACAAUAAACUCAACGCGUUUAAUAACUUCUCCCAACUGAUCUCAAAGUCGUCUGAGAAUGGGAAAGAACAGGUUUGCAUGGAAGCCUGUGGAUCUCCGUGUCACUGUGGACCGGAUCCUUGCGUUUGUCCUAAAGAUGGAUUCGACGGAUCUAAGGGGAACGGAGGUCCGCGUGAGGCCUGCAUCGCACAAAAACAUGCUUUCGAUAAUCUUGCUUAUGAACAAGGGAGUCCCAAUGAAUUAAAGCCCAGUUUGUCUGUGGUCGAGGAGAGUGAAGUGAAGAUUAAGGUUGAGGGAAUGACCUGUCUAUCAUGUGUCCGAUCUAUUGAAGAACUGAUUGGAAGUCUUAGAGGAGUUUUAGAAGUGCAGGUGUCUUUAAGUGAUAAAGAAGUCUCUGUGAGGUUUAAUCCUGCGGCGGUGACACCUGAGAUUUUAAGAGAACACAUAGAGGACAUGGGGUUUGAUGCCUCCAUUCAACUACGACCUCCAGGAACCUGUGCCUCUCACGCGUCCGACUGGUCCGAGGUGACGUUGGGAGUUGAAGGCAUGCAUUGCGGCUCAUGUGUUAAGAACAUAACAUCAACUCUGUCAGGAGUGUUUGGGGUUAAUUCUGCAUGCGUGUCAUUGGAAAAAGGAAGCGUUGACCUUCGAUUCGACCCGUCUCUGCUGACCCUGGAGACUGUUAAAGGAUUAUUAGAGGAAAUACCACCCGGGAACUUUAGGGUUUCCAUCCCUGGUUGGAACUCUGGACAUAAUUCCUCGGUCAGUAUUGGAAUAGAGGGAAUGACGUGCAGCUCUUGUGUUCAGACCAUUGAGGGAAUGAUGUCUAAGAGAGCCGGGGUUCGUUCUAUUAUCGUUUACUUACAGGAAAAGAAGGGAAUUAUAACCUACGACUCCAGUGUCACCCAUUCAGAAGAUCUGCGGGAAGCGAUUGAGGACAUGGGAUUUGAAGCCUGCUUAGAACAAGAUCCAUCGAUCUGUCAGACGUCCAGUGGUGCGAAGCAGCUGAAUCUACAAACCUGUGUCCAGACGGCCAAAUCUCCACACUCGACCAUCACAGAUAACCCAAACGGCUCUGAAGAGAGACAGACACACAAAUGUUGUGUUCAGGUGACCGGCAUGACCUGUGCGUCCUGUGUGGCCACCAUUGAGAGAAACCUGCUGAAACAUAAAGGUAUUAGAUCAGUGUUGGUGGCUCUUAUGGCUGGUAAAGCCGAGGUGAAGUACGAUCCCGCACUUCUGGAUCCGUCACGGGUCGUUCAGCUCAUCUCUGAUCUGGGUUUCGGAGCGUCUGUGAUGGAGGAGAACACAGUGCAGGAUGGGAUCUUGGAUCUCUCUCUUGUUUCAGUCUCGACAUGGAUAUUUCGUCAGGUCACCGGUAUGACAUGUGCUUCCUGUGUCCAUAACAUCCAAAGCAAACUUUUGAGGACUGAGGGGAUUCUGGAAGCCUCCGUUGCCCUGGCAACAAACAAGGCUCAUGUGAAGUUUGACCCGGAUUUGAUAGGCUCUCGAGAUAUCGUCAGAAUCAUUGAGGGUUUGGGUUUCGGAGUGUCUUUGAUAAAGAAUGAGGGAUUAUGGAAGAACAACAUGUUGGACCACCAAGAGGAGAUUCGACAAUGGAAGCACUCGUUUCUCUUCAGUCUGGUGUUUGGGAUUCCUGUGAUGGGUUUGAUGAUUUAUAUGAUGGUGAUGGACAGUCAGCACAAGGAACACGGUGGCUCUAUGCCCGCGGAUCAAAACAUCUUACCUGGUCUCUCCAUCAUGAACCUGGCGUUCUUUCUGCUCUGCACACCUGUUCAGUUUCUAGGUGGUCGCUACUUCUACAUACAAGCUUAUCGUUCGCUCAGACACGGUGUUGCCAACAUGGACGUGUUGAUUGUUUUGGCGACCACCGUUGCAUACGUGUACUCUUGUGUGGUGCUGCUCGUGGCCAUGAUCGAAGGAGCCAAACAGAGCCCGCUCACAUUUUUUGACACGCCUCCCAUGCUGUUUGUAUUCAUUGCUCUGGGACGCUGGCUGGAGCAUGUGGCCAAGAGUAAAACUUCAGAGGCUUUGGCAAAACUCAUGUCUCUCCAAGCUACAGAUGCCACUAUCGUGUCCCUGGGCCCUGACAACACUAUUAUCAGAGAGGAGCAGGUGUCUGUGGAUCUGGUACAGAGGGGUGAUGUGGUGAAAGUAGCUCCAGGAGGAAAGUUUCCUGUGGAUGGGAAGGUCAUCGAGGGCACGUCUAUGGCAGACGAGUCUCUUAUCACGGGUGAGCCAAUGCCUGUGAUUAAGAGAGCGGGGAGCUACGUGAUCGCCGGCUCUAUUAAUGCUCACGGAGCUCUGCUGGUGAAGGCCAGACAUGUGGGGUCAGAGACCACCCUCAGCCAGAUAGUUAAACUAGUGGAAGAGGCUCAGACAUCAAAGGCACCGAUUCAACAGUUAGCUGAUAAACUGAGUGGCUAUUUCGUCCCCUUCAUAGUCGUCACCUCAGUGCUCACGCUGGUGGCGUGGCUCAUUAUUGGCUUUGUGGACUUUAACAUAGUUGCACAAUAUUUUCCUGGUUACGACCCAAACAUCUCCAGGACAGACGUGAUCAUCCGCUUCGCCUUUCAAGCCUCCAUCACGGUUCUGUCUAUCGCGUGUCCGUGUUCUCUGGGUCUGGCCACACCCACCGCUGUUAUGGUGGGCACUGGAGUGGGCGCUCAGAAUGGCAUUCUUAUAAAGGGAGGAGAACCUCUGGAGAUGGCCCACAAGGUCCAGGCUGUUAUGUUUGAUAAGACGGGCACCAUCACUAAUGGAGUGCCUCAGGUGACCCGAGUGCUGGUGCUGUGGGACCGAGCAAAGCUUCCUCUCCGGAAGGUUCUGGCUGUGGUGGGCACGGCUGAGGCGAGCAGUGAGCACCCGCUGGGCACGGCUGUCGCCAGGCAUUGCAAAGAGGAGUUGGGUUCAGAAACUCUGGGGUACUGUUAUGACUUCCAGGCCGUUCCCGGCUGUGGAAUCAGCUGUAAAGUUUCUAACAUAGAGAAUCUGCUGCAGAACAACCCAGAAACACACGAGACCGACGGAUCGAAACGCACAUCAGCAUCAAUCCUCACCCUCCAUGGAGCCACCACAGAUGAGAGUAGUCUGCUGGUGGAGACAGACACAGGGUCAGACUGUCCUUCAUACUCUGUGUUGAUCGGGAACAGAAGUUGGAUGAAGAGAAACGGUUUGGAGGUCACAGCCGAUGUGGAUGAUGCUAUGAGCAGCCAUGAAACCAAAGGACAGACGGCCAUACUGGUGGCUAUUGAUGGGGUUCUGUGUGCUAUGUUAGCUAUAGCAGAUACGGUGAAGACGGAGUCGGCAUUGGCCGUUCGUACCCUGAGCAGUAUGGGUAUAGAAGUGUUUAUGAUCACAGGAGACAACAGACGCACAGCCCGGGCCAUCGCCACACAGGUGGGCAUCAGGACGGUGUUUGCGGAGGUCUUGCCAUCACAUAAAGUGGCGAAGGUUCAGGAAUUGCAGGAAAGAGGUCUGAAGGUGGCAAUGGUUGGCGACGGGGUGAACGACUCGCCCGCUCUCGCUCAAGCAGAUCUGGGCAUUGCCAUCGGAACAGGCACCGAUGUUGCUAUAGAAGCUGCAGAUAUCGUUCUUAUACGAAAUGAUCUGCUGGACGUCGUGGCCAGCAUCGAGCUGUCUAAAAAGACAGUGAGGAGGAUCAGGAUUAACUUUGUGUUUGCUCUAAUUUAUAACUUGCUCGGCAUUCCUAUCGCAGCAGGUGUGUUUAUGCCGGUUGGUCUGGUGCUGCAGCCCUGGAUGGGUUCUGCUGCGAUGGCAGCGUCAUCUGUCUCUGUGGUCCUGUCUUCUUUACUCCUGAGGCUCUACAAGAAGACAUCAGUAGAUGAGUAUGAGGGGAGAGCUCAGGGUCAUAAGCUGAGUCUGAGUCCGUCUCAGGUCAGCACACACGUGGGAAUGGAAACCCAUCGCUGCAGCCCUCGUUCAUUUCACAGAGGACGGGACAGAAAGAGGUGGAGACUUUCCAGUUCAGACUCCUCCUCUUUUAACUCAAACUCCUCCCACACAUCUCCAGCACAAGCGUGCCUCACCGCCCACUACUCUCGACUGGAUUCUCAUGUGUCUGAGCGCAACUUCAUCGUGUAACUGAACAUAAAUGUAUUGCUGAAAUACAAACAAUGACAUUUCAUUUUAAAUGAUGUCUAGAUUCUUUUUUCGUCUCAUGCAUCCCCACAGUCCUUUUAGCAAGGUUUAUUUUUCCCUUUUAAUUAAGUUAAGUUGACAUCUUAUAUUCCUGGUCCUCGCCUCUCUGGGGCAGCUGCAGGAAAUUAUAGAUCAAUAUUAUGUGUCAGUGAAAACAAACCGGUGGAAAUGUAUUGCACUUACUGCCAUAGCUUUUAAAAGAGAUGAAUCACAACCAGAGCUAAAACAAGUGGUUUAAUGCUGGGAUUUGUUUGGUUGGCAAACCGAGGUGAAUGAAACAUCUGCACCUGCGGUUUGUCAAUGAUUCUGAUAACAGACGUUUACAAUAACUAUGAUGAAUGAUUUGAAAUAAACUAAAUAGACAAUAAACAAUAGACAUUAACGGAUAUGCUUUAUUUUUAUAGCAGUGUAAAAUAAAGUGCAUGACCCCUCAGUGACCUCAUCACUUGUGAUCUGUGUCAUGUGCGAUGUUAUGUGAUGCAGCACAAACAAGAUGUUUGUCUAAAAAAUACAAAGCAUAGACUAACUUGAACCGGUUGUAGUGGUGUCUUAAACAGAUUGUGUAAGCUCAGAAUCCGUCUAAUUUAUUCAUCAUUUAUUCACUCUAAUGUGGUUGUAAACCUGUAUGUGGCUCUUUCUUCAGUGGAACACGACAGAAGAUAUUUUGAGAAAUGUCUCAGUGGUUUUGUGUCCAUACGAUGGGGUUCAAUGUUGUUUGGUCACCAACGUUAUUUAAAAUAUCUUUUUGUGUUUGUUCUGCAGAAGAAAGAAAGUCAUACAGUUUAGAAUGACUCAUAAUUUUCAUUUUUGGGUUCGAGCCGGUUGAAAAUCUAUUAUAAUAUGUGUGAUAUGAGAUGCGGUUGAGUUGUUAUUUGAGUCGCAGUACAUGAAUUGAGCAGGGGCCGCUGUGUUUACUGCAAACUUGGAAAACGUGGAUGUGCAGAUAUUUCUUUAAUGUAAAAAAUCCAAGACCAAGUAAAUAUAUAUUAAAGAGACUUUUGUUUUAAUCAUUUUUGUUUUUAAAUCGCAGUGUAGUUUUGUUAUGUGACAUAAAAGAUUUUAUUUUACAAAGAAAUGCGCAGCAGUAAAGAAAUAAUAAAAGGGCAGUUGUUCACUU